Aegilops tauschii subsp. strangulata is the source of this 981-nucleotide messenger RNA. RefSeq lists its product as uncharacterized. NCBI's taxonomy places the organism in Eukaryota, Viridiplantae, Streptophyta, Magnoliopsida, Poales, Poaceae. The record is from RefSeq and is a predicted model, not a curated record.
AUGGGUAGGGCGAUUGAGAAGAUUCUGUCCACGAGGAGCGGACUGAUCGAAGCCUGCACAAGCCUUCUAACAGGCUUUGAGAGUGUGGAGCGGACCGAGGAAGAGCUUGGCCGUGUAAAAAAGCAGCUAGAGGAGAAGCAAGGAGCUGCGACCGAGGUGGAGACCCUCAAGGCCGCGUUGGCAAAAGCCCAGGAGAGAGCGGCGGAAGAACAAUUCGUCCGCGAAAAGCACGAGGCCAGGGUCGGGGAGAUCCAGCAAGAACUCCAGGACGCCGUGAAGAAAUACGAGUCCUUGGAGCACAAGAUUGCGGAUCAAGAGUCUGAGCUUGCAAAGGCCCGCGAAAGCGCACAAGAGGCCCAGGGAGUGGUUGUUCAUGACCCAUACUUCGAGUGCAAGACAGAUGCCCUUGGCAAGCUUGGAUUCUUCUCUUACCAGAAAUGCACCGAGGCCAUCCGCAUGCUUGCAUAUGGAAUUCCAGGCGAUCUGGUGGAUGAGUAUGUGCGUAUGAGUGAGUCCACAUGUCUGCUGUCACUGUACAAGUUCUGCAAGGUCGUGGUGGCAGUGUUUGGCCCUGAGUACUUGAGGCAGCCAACUGCCGCUGAUAUAAAGAGAUUGUUGGCGACCAACGCAGCUAGAGACUUUCCAGAUUCUCACAAUGAUAUCAAUGUGCUGCAGCGUUCUCCGGUCUUCGCAAGGCUUGCAGAAGGCCACUCCCUACCUGUUAACUUUGAGAUCAACGGCCACCAGUACAACAAGGGAUACUAUCUAGCUGAUGGUAUAUAUCCUCAGUGGUCAACUUUUGUGAAGACAAUCUCGAACUCCCAAGGAAAGCUUUGGGAGGUGAUGACUGCUUGUGUGAUCAUGCACAACAUGAUCGUCGAGGACGAGCGUGAUGAAGGAUCUUCGACCAAGGAUUUGAUUUUCAAGGUGAAAAUGGCCAUGACGGACAGGAUGGGACCAAAAGAUGCGAUCGCGCGCUAG